GCUGGUCCUGUUCUGGAGGAUUGAGUGGGGGUCCCCAUCCAUGAUACCACGUGACCUGCAGGUGCCCAGCUCGGUGACAGUGAAGGAGGGGAUGUGUGUCACGGUCCCCUGCAAGAUCCACCUUUUCCCCUAUUUUCUGGCCCUCACUGCUAGCUGGUUCCGAGAAGGGGCAGACACUGACAGAGAUAACCCUGUGGCCACAAACGACCGAGAUCGGGAGGUACAGGCGGAGACACAAGGGCGAUUCUACCUCCUCUCGUUCCCAAGGAGAUGGGACUGCUCCCUAAGCAUCACUGAUGCCCGGAAAGCAGACAGCGGGAGAUAUUUCUUAGAGGUGGUCACUGGAAAGUCACAGAAACGUAGUUACUUGGAUUUUAAAGUUUAUGUGAAUGUGACAGCUCUGACACAGAAGCCAGACAUCUAUGUUCCCCAGACCCUGGAGGCUGGGCAUCCUGUGACUCUGAACUGCACAUUUCCUGGGGUCUGUAUGGAAGGGACACCACCCAUCUUCUCCUGGAGAGGGGCAGCCCUUUCCUCCCAGGAUCCUGCCCAUGAGACAACCUCUUUGUCAGAGAUCUCUCUGACUCCAAUGCCCCGGGACCAUGGCUCCAGCCUCACUUGCCGAGCAACCUUCCCUAAAGUCAAUGUGAGCACAGAGAGGACCAUCCAACUCAAUCUGUCCUAUACCCCGAAGAACUUGACCAUCCAUGUUGUAUGGGGAAACAAGACAGUAGUGAUCCCAGGAACUGGCUCUUACCUGCUUCUCCCGGAGAGAGAGACCCUCCUUCUAGUAUGCAUUGUUGACAGCAACUUGUCUGCCAUGUCCAGUUGGAUUUGGGAGGGUCGAAUUGUGAGCAGCUCUCCAGCCUCAGACUUCCAGGCUCUGCCUCUGAAGCUGCCCAGUCUGAGAGUAAGGGACAGUGGGGAAUACUCCUGCCAAGUCCAGCACCCUUUUGGGACACAACAUGCCUCCCUGAACCUCUAUGUACGGGCCCCAAUGCAAGAGAAUAGCUCUUGGCCUCUAAUCCUCACCCUGCUCCGGGGAGUCCUUAUGGGAAUAGGUUUUCUUCUCACUUAUGGCCUUACCUGGCUCUAUUACACCUGGUUACUCAAAGCUGGAAAGGAAUCAGUAAGAGAAUCCUCCUGCUGCUGUUUCUGGAGCUGCUGCUGCUGCUCCUGCUGUUCCUCAAGAGACAGUUCCCAUCCUCAGAUACACUUGCAUUUUGUUCAUGCCAAUGAACACUCUCAGGUCUCAGCAGCAGGGGCCAGAUGGAGCUUCCUCACCAGUCUAGGCCAGCAUUGCCUAGAUCAGCAAUUAACUUCGACUUCUUCCUUGUUUGUCAUCCUGGAGGCAGAAUACCCCCAGCUUCCCCAUUGUGGCUACCUUGGGGGAGUCCAUCCCCUUGAAUCUGGAUCUGUCACAGCAGAGUCCAAUGCAGCAUUUUCUGAGAACUCCCCUCCCUGGCUUCCAGAACUAUUAGGUUUCUUGGAGAUGCUGAGGCUGGAGGAGGUCUCAGGACAGAGCCUGGAUCCUUUGUGCAGUCUUGCCCCUUUGAGGACGCUGGUAUGGCUGCUCCUGCUGCUCAUCAUCUGGGGGGGGCUUCCCCAAGGAGAAGCAGAGUUGAAUCCAAACAUCCCAGUAGCAGUGGUGACAGUUCAGCAGAACCUGUGUGUACAAGUUCCUUGUACCUUCUACCCUGGGAAGGACAAAGCCAACAACCAGAUCUUCUUCUUUUGGUACCUGAGGGAAAAAAGUGACAGCAACCUGGUGGCCACCAAUAAGCCCCAUUGGAACAUAUCUGAAAGAUUUAGAGAGCGCUUCAGUGUUAUUAGGAUCCCCCAGAACCGUAACUGCACUCUUUCCAUCAAGAAUGCUCAGAAAUGGGACACAGGGAACUACACUCUCAGCAUAGAGAAAGGAGAAUUAAAACAUGAGCAUGAAAAAACAGUGUUUGUCUAUGUCUCAGACUUGACAGAGAAACCAGAUAUCCAAGUCCCAGAGACCUUGAAAGCUGGAGUCCAAGGGACCCUGAUCUGCAGGAUGCCAGGGUCAUGUGAUGGGGAGAAUUCCCCCACCUUUCUUUGGACAGGGUCUGCCCUUUCUUCCCAGAGUACUGGCAAUGGGAUCCAUGCCUCUUCAAAGAUCUCUUUCAUCCCAAAACCCCGGGACCAUGGCACCAAAAUUACUUGUCGUGUUACCUUUAAGGGAUCCUGCGUGACCUCAGAGAAGACUAUCCAGCUCAAGGUCACCUAUCCUCCCAAGAAGCCAACCAUUCAGGUUCACCAAGGAAACGGAGUCCUAAGGCCCCUGGGAAAUGCAUUCCAUCUGCCAGUCUUGGAGGGUGAGUCCCUGAAUCUGAGCUGUGCCGCUGACAGUAACCCAGCCGUCCCCCUCAUCUGGACUAAGGGGAGCCACAUUCUGAUCUCCUCCCAGCUCUCAGAUGCUGGGGCUGUGAGCUUUCACCUUCACCAAGUGGGGCUGAGCGACUCUGGAGAGUACACCUGCCAAACUCAGGAACCAGGGAAGUCCAAAAAGACCUCCCUGAUGCUGUCUGUGCAGUACCCCCCGAAGCUGCUCAGCUCCUCGUGCUCCUGGGUUGAGGAUGGCUUGCUCUGUACCUGCUCUGUCCAGGCCCAGCCAGCACCCUCCCUGUGCUGGUGGCUGGGGGACAACCUUGUGCAGGACAACAGCAGCAAUGACACACUCCAAGUGGUAUCCACCACCUCAGAGGUCUGGACCAACAGCAGCCUGAGCUGGAGGCAAAAGCCAGAUCCUGCCCUCAGCCUCCGCUGUGAGGGGAAGAACCAGCAUGGGACCCACAGUCUGAGGGUCCUGCUAGUUCCAGAAAGAAGUACUCCAUGCGCUGAAACAAACAAGAAAAUGCUGAUCAUGGGAGCUGUCUGUGGGGCUGCUGUCACUGGCCUCUUAGCUCUUGGCCUCCUUCUCAUUGUGGUGAGGACUCUUAAGGGGAAAUCAGCAGAAGUGAGGACCAAAACAUCUGAGGCUAAAGCCAAUGUGGAUAACAGGCACCUUCCCUCAGAGGCCAUCCCCCUUACUCCGCAAGGGAUGCUCAAGAUGAAAAGUUCCCUAAGGCCCCCAUCCCAGGACACAGUGAGUCCCACUUCUGUGAAGGAACCUGAGCUGCAUUAUGCCUGCCUCAGCUUCCAGAAGCUGAGACCCCAAAAUCCCCAGGAGUCUGCACAUACUGUCACUGAGUAUGCUGAAAUCAAGUUCCAAAAAUCACCUUUGUGAGGAAGAGAAUGGAACAGGAACAAGAUACAUGGUAUUGUUACUGAAAGAAAAAGCCAAAUGUGGUAUGAACAGAACCUUACUAUCACUGGACCAUGACGUUAUUUUUGUAAAUAGGAGACAGAAUAUCAUAAUAUAAACUGUCAGAGCUGGGAGGGCCCUUAGCACAAAUAAUGUCAGAGCUGGUAAAAAAUAUAAAUCAUGGGAUGUCAGAGUUGGGAGGGCCCUUGGAACAGGGAAUGUCAAGUAUGGGAGGGACCUUAGAUCAGGGAAUACCAGAGAUGAGAAAGAACUUAGUACACAGACUGUCAAGGAUGAAAGGCUCCUUGGAACACAGAAUGCCAGAAUGGGGAGACAACUUAGAAUUUCAGAGGUGGGAGAGAAGGUAGAUAAAGAAUGUCAGGGAGGAACCUUGGAAAACAGAUGUUGUGUCAGAGCUGACAGAACUUAGAACACAGAAUGUCAGGGAGGGAUCAGAAGGGACCUUAGAACUCAGAUUUCCAGGACAAGUAGAAACCUUAAAACGGAGUGUGUUGGACCUAGGAAAGAACUUGGAGACCACCUAGGCCAAGUUAUUAUAGGCUGGGAGAUGUUAUCUCCCUGGCUAGCUAUAUGACCUUGGGGAAGUCUAAUACCCUUCUCUGGGACUCAGUUUUCUCAUCUUUAAGGAGUCAACCCAGAUGUUAGCUGGUUAUGCUACAAUUGUAAAUAAUAAAGUAAAUAUUUUGAGAGGGAAAAAAAAGGAGUCAGAACAGAUAAUCUUUAUGGUUCUUUCCACCUCUGAAAUUCCAUGUUCCCUGUUUUUGAGAAACAAACCUACCAUUGAAAUGCACGUGUAUUUAUUUUCAUCAAUAAAGAAUGCAUGAAGAAAUGAACAGAACAGAA
Trichosurus vulpecula (common brushtail) is the source of this 4135-nucleotide messenger RNA. Its product is annotated as sialic acid-binding Ig-like lectin 5. Bases 41 to 3253 code for a protein of 1070 amino acids. The transcript has 18 exons. The record is from RefSeq and is a predicted model, not a curated record. NCBI's taxonomy places the organism in Eukaryota, Metazoa, Chordata, Mammalia, Diprotodontia, Phalangeridae.